UGUCGUGCGUUCGUCUGUGUGCGUCUGUGUGUGUGUGUUUGGAAAAUUCUUCGAGUGCUUUUCGUCGUGUGUCGUCGUCGCCCAAAGUCCAGACUCAAUUUCUCGCAGUGUCUGUGGAAAGGGUUGACCGCAAAGUAAAAGAAACACCAUAAAUGAAAAAUAUAAAUGCGUGUGUCUGCUUCGUCUUACCUUGAAAACCAAUGCGUUUCACGCUCGCGUGUGUGUGUGUGUGUGCUUUAUUAACAAAGGAAAAAUCUAAAGCACAAAACCCAGCAACUUAAUAUGUAAAAUGUAAGCCAUAGAAAAGAUUCUUCUGUGUCUCAGUUGCAAUUCAGACCUCCUCGUCUCGUCUUGUCUCGUCUCUUCGAGUCUCCUCAUUCUUCUACGGCUCCUAAACUUUCAAACGCUUUAACUACUACUACUACCUAUUACAUACGUACAUAUAUGUUUAUUUACAAAAAUAUAUAAGUAUAAAUAAAUAUAUUCUGUGAAACGCUUUGGCUGACGUGGCUGCUGUGAACUAUCGGAUAAAAAUUUCAUUUGCCGCCAACUGGGGAAAACUCAUUUUUACAACAGCAACAACAACAACAAGAACAAUAAAACACAAGGCGGUUAGCUGUACCCUAACAACACCAAUACACACUCAAACACACAUAUACAUAAACAUAAACAAACACAUAGCAAAUAGCUGCCUGCCCCGCAAAGAAACGCUGCCAAAUUACGCCUGACCCAGCCAGCCAGCGAAACCCAACAACAACAGCAACAAGAAACACAAAAAUAAAACCCUAGACAACAACUGUGAUCAUAGACUAAAACACAAUAACGGCAACCACGUGAAGAAUAAUAUAUCCUGAGCCAAGAAAAAAGACAUGAAGGACAGUUGCACAAAACGCCGGCGAGACUUGAAAAAGGAAGAACAGGAGAAGGAGGAGCGAAAAGCGUGCCAGCUGACCGCAAUCGAUGUGCAAUAUUGUUAGAUUUAUAGAGCGUUGCGGCGGCCAAUUAGAUCGAACGAUAACUGUUGGAGAAUAAUUGAAUAUUCGAGAACAAAGCUGAGCAGCAGAGAAGGGAAACGAAAGAGGCCUGGGUGGAAUCGGCAACGUGCAGAAGGAGGCUGCUGUAAUGAAGACGACAAUUGACGCGAUGUAGCGCAGACUUAUGGUCGGCGAACGCGACAGGGGCCGUGAAGCGGUACGCUGGGCAACGGGUGAACUAACACCGCUUGAAAACAAUAAUGGAGUAUUACAAAUGGUUGGACAAUUGCACGGUGGACAGGCUGCUAGCCAACAGCAACAACAACAUCAACAACAAUUGCAACAGCAACAACAGAGCCAGCGAGACUCAAAGCAACAACAGCAACAAAUACUUCAACACGAGCUAUAUUACCAGCAACAAGCGAGUGCCGCAGCAGGCACAGCUGGUGGAGGAACAGGAACAGGCGCAGGCGCAGGAGCAAGUGGAGCCAUCUGGCUUGAACAGCAACAACAACAGCAACACGAAGCAAUUGCGCGUGGAUUACAAUUUACGGGCCCAGCCGACGGCAGCGAUAAUCAGCCCUAUUACGAUACAAGCGGUAAUGUCGAUUGGGACCGAGCGAUGGGAACCGGUGGAGCUAGUUCAUAUGGUUGCGGCAGCGGAUCUAUCACAGCAACUGGCAGCACUGCUUAUAACAUUGGGCCAACUAAUGCCGGCGGCGCUAUUAUCCACAACAAUCGCCACAUGGAUUAUGCUGAUGGCGGCCACAAUGCUGGCACAUCCGCCACAACAACAACGCACACAACAACUCCUGCUAUCGGUCUGGGAGGCGCUACUGGAAGCAUUGCUGGGACAACAGCAGCGUCGUCAGCAGCAGCUGCAGCUGCAGCAGCAACCACAUCUACAGUUAGCAGUGGCGGUGGCAGCACCGGCGCCAUUGGCAAAGAAGUUCGUUACGCUCCAUUCCCAGUUACAUCACCAACGCAUUCAAAUCCCACAACUUCCCAGCAAACUCUUGCGUUGCAGCAUCAGUCGCAGCAGCAGCAGCUUCAACAGCUUCAGCAACAACAACAACAACAGCAGCAGCAAAUGGCACUCAGUGGUGGUAGCGGAACCGGCGGCGGCGCUGGUGGUGGCAGCAUUGGUGCAGGUGGUGGCACAGCAGCUGGCACAAUUGGUGGCAUCGGCGGUGGCAUUGUCAUGCUACCCGCCAGCUCCAAUGCUGCCGGCGCAUUGCAGCGGACACAUUCCAGAUCCAUGUCCUCCAUACCGCCGCCGGAACCAUUCAUGAUAGCACAAUCGAAACAAAUGAAUAGUCGCGUCUCGAUCAAUGUCGGUGGCGUUAAGCACGAGGUGCUCUGGCGCACAUUGGAGCGUUUGCCACAUACACGGCUCGGCCGAUUACGUGAGUGCACCACCCAUGAGUCUAUCAUUGAGCUGUGCGAUGAUUAUUCGCUCGUCGAUAACGAAUAUUUCUUCGAUCGUCAUCCGAAGAGCUUUAGCUCCAUAUUAAAUUUUUAUCGCACCGGGAAAUUGCACAUUGUGGAUGAGAUGUGCGUGCUUGCGUUUAGUGAUGAUCUGGAGUAUUGGGGCGUUGACGAACUAUACCUCGAGUCCUGCUGUCAACACAAGUACCACCAGCGCAAGGAGAAUGUCCAUGAGGAGAUGCGAAAGGAGGCCGAAUCCUUGCGUCAACGCGAUGAGGAGGAGUUCGGCGAAGGUAAAUGCGCCGAAUACCAGAAAUAUCUAUGGGAGCUGCUCGAGAAACCAAACACUAGUUUUGCGGCGCGGGUUAUCGCAGUGAUAUCCAUACUAUUCAUAGUCCUGUCUACCAUAGCCCUGACGUUGAACACCCUACCACAACUACAACACAUUGACAAUGGUACACCACAGGAUAAUCCGCAAUUGGCAAUGGUUGAGGCAGUGUGUAUUACGUGGUUUACCCUAGAGUACAUACUUAGGUUUAGCGCCUCACCGGACAAGUGGAAGUUCUUUAAGGGCGGCCUUAACAUAAUCGAUCUAUUGGCAAUACUCCCAUAUUUUGUUUCGUUAUUUUUAUUGGAAACGAAUAAGAAUGCAACGGACCAGUUCCAGGAUGUGCGCCGGGUGGUGCAAGUAUUCCGCAUCAUGCGCAUCCUGCGAAUCCUUAAGCUGGCCCGUCACUCAACGGGCCUGCAGUCGUUAGGCUUUACGCUGCGUAACUCAUAUAAGGAACUCGGUCUACUAAUGCUGUUCCUGGCCAUGGGCGUUCUCAUAUUUUCUUCGCUGGCAUAUUUUGCCGAAAAGGAUGAAAAGGAUACAAAAUUUGUUUCAAUACCGGAAACAUUUUGGUGGGCGGGUAUUACAAUGACAACUGUUGGCUACGGGGACAUCUAUCCCACAACUGCACUGGGAAAGGUUAUUGGGACUGUGUGUUGCAUAUGCGGUGUUCUGGUAAUCGCUUUGCCUAUUCCCAUCAUCGUUAACAAUUUUGCUGAAUUUUAUAAGAAUCAGAUGCGACGCGAAAAGGCCCUGAAACGGCGCGAGGCGCUCGAUCGUGCCAAACGCGAGGGCAGCAUUGUCUCCUUCCAUCAUAUCAAUCUGAAAGAUGCGUUCGCCAAGUCCAUGGAUCUCAUCGAUGUGAUUGUUGACACAGGAAAGCAAACUAAUGUCGUACAUCCGAAAGGUAAAAGACAAAGCACACCCAAUAUAGGCAGGCAAACUCUUGACGUUCAAACCGCUCCAGGACACAAUCUCUCGCAAACGGAUGGCAACAGCACGGAAGGCGAGUCGACCAGUGGCCGCAAUCCGGCAACCACAGGGACAGGCUGUUACAAGAACUACGAGCACGUAGCCAAUCUGCGCAACUCGAAUUUGCAACACCGUCGAACUUCCAGUUCCGAGCAGGAUGCUGCACCGCCCUAUAGCUUCGAUAAUCCAAAUGCACGGCAAACAUCCAUGAUGGCCAUGGAGAGCUACAAACGUGAGCAGCAGGCUUUGAUACAGCAACAACAACAACAGCAGCAACAACAACAGCAACAGAAGAAGCAGCAACAACAGGAACAGCAACAGCAACAACAACAGUUGCAACUUGGUCCUGGAGCAACAGCUGCCAAUAAUCUGGCUGUAGUGGCUGCCACGAGCGCUGUCCAGGCUUUGGCAACAACCAGCAGUGUACAGGAAGGAGGGGCGAGCUCACAAGUCGCCGAGGAUGAUAUGACGCUGGCAUCGAAUCAAAAGGGUCUGCCCAUACAAAUGAUGAUAACGCCCGGGGAAGUGGCGGAGUUGCGCCGUCAGGUGGCGCUUGAGAAUUUGCAAAACCAACGCAUGGAUAAUCUGGAGCAGGACGUGCCCGUGGAAUUCGAAUGCUGCUUCUGCACAACAAAGGACUUCAAGGAGUACACAGAUGCGGAGGGUGUUAUCUCACUUCCAACUUCUGACUUCCAUAAGCCGAUUUGCCUGGAGAUGCGCAUGGCGGCGUCCUCAACGUUGCCCAGCCAAGCAAAUUAUCGUCAGGCCCAUCAUUUCGGUCUGUUGGCGCCGCCCUCAGCUCAACAGCCUCCCCUGCAGCUCACUGCACCGUUCCAACGGGACACAGAUCUCUUGCUGCCCACCUACGCCAGUGUUAGUGGGGCGAACAUAGUGGCGCCCAUUAUCUCACAAUCCUCAUCCACAUCCUCAUCGUAUGGCACAACCACUUCGACCACCAUUGCCCUGCCCCUCGAUGCGUCGACGCGGUUUGGACCACCCUUUGUGAGUGGUGCGGCCAGCUCGAGUGCGAACUUCAACCACAACUACAACAACAACUUCAACACCACAACCACAGGUGCUGGCAUUGGAGGCGGCUUGCUACUCUUCGGAAAUGGCAAUUACAACAGCAACUACAGUAGCAACAAUAAUAAUGCGGACCUGGCCAGCGUGGACAGUUCAGACACAUAUGCCAGCUGUCAAACGCAUCCGUUUCUAUCGCAGGGCGAUCUCACUGCCGACUUCAAUGAUGAUGCCUGUGCCCUGGACAUUGACAUGGACAAUCUGUAUAUCAAUCCACUGGAGAAGGAGUGCGCAGGCAUAAGUAGCUCGACGGGGUAUAUUGUGAGUAUGCCUCCGACGGCUUCGUCAUCGGGCCUAUCGGCUAUGGGCGUUUUGCGGGCGCAGGUGAAGAAGAGCGCCUCGGGGGAUACGCCUUUACGAAAUUUGGCCGCUGGCGGCCUCAGUCCGCUCGACGAUGUCUAUCAGAGCUUCGAUGUUCAGGACAGUCGUGGCAGUCACGUCAGCCUGAAUGAGAACUCAGUGCCAAAGCAUCGCAAGACGCGCUUUCAGCAGAGCUUCACGUCUAUACGGCCGAGCUCCAGCAGCGGCGCAACUGGUGGUGCCAAGCCACGUGCUCGCUUCGAGGACACCAAAUUGUCCGAGGAUAAUGUACGGCUGGAUGGGAGUCCAGCGAGCAGCAAUGCCGGCGUCAGCGGCGGCAGCAAGAAAAAGCGCUCGGUCUUUAUGCCGGGCAAGAGCCUAGCCACUGCCACAAAACUGAUCAAUCAGCAUUUGUUUGGCUUACAGAAUGUGGGCGCCAAAGCCAAAUUCGAGAGCAAACAUUCCUCAUCGAUAGACUCGAUUGAUGCAUCACCAAAUCUCGAACACCACAGACGUUCCAAAUCGAUAUUGAAAAACAAGUCUGAUGUCUCACGCGUGCUAUCCGAUCCCGAGAGUGAGCGUCUGUUGGCAGACAAUAUGUCAGGUUCGGGCGUGUCCGACAAUGGCACCGUCAUGGGCGAAUCUGGCAGCGAUUACUCACCGAAUAAAUUACCUCAUUCAGUUUUAGCUAAGUCUGUAUCCCCACCACCCCUUAGGCACCGUACCCUUAUACAACAACGCUCAGGACCUGCGACCUUGCAAUCGAAACCAACCAAAUUCCAAACGCCUCGCUAUCCCGAAGAGCAGGCUCUGCGUCAGGUGAAGCCUGUGCUGUCGCGUUCCUCAGCCUCGACUCACAUGUCCGGCACCGAUGGACGCUACGAUGCGUCCCAGACGAGGGACAGCAGCCUAGACUCUGAGACAACAUUCACCUCGCCAGCUAACAGUCGCGCCGGCGCAGAAGCGACUCCGGCAGUGGUAGUAGCCGCAGAGCCUGAGGAGGCGGGCGAUGUGAACGACGAACAGCGGGCAUUGCUGCAGACGCGGGAUGGCGAUAGUGGGGGAGAUGCUGCAACAUCCGGCCAGGGGGAUGAGGCAACGUAGCGCUAAGUAUUUAUAAACCACAACCUAUGCAAAAAAUUAAACAUAAUGAUAGCAUUGAAAACAAAAACAAAAACUAAAACAAAACAAAAUGAAAUGAAAAUAUAACUCAAAGUGAUAGCAAAGUUAGCAAAAAUGGAAUGUGAAUUAUGAAAAAGCAAUGAACAGUAUCCUAGUCUAAAUUGAAGUCAGAGUUGAAUACCUAUUUUUACAAAACCUAAUAAAACGAAAACCCUAUGAGUUGCAUUAAGCUAACCGCGAUGCCGCGCAAGCCGUACAAACAACAACAAAACAAACAACAAACAAACCAACAAGGAACACAAAUUAAAUGCAUUAUUUAUACAGCAAGAAAAAACAUUAUAUACUAUAUACAUAACUGAGCCUACUAUAUAUAUAUAUAUAUAUAUCUAUAUAUGUACAUAAACCAUAAGCUAAAACUAUGUGAAUUGAAGAAGGAAAGCUAAAUACAACAAGAGUAAUGAAAGCGCCAGCUAAAGGAAGGAUAGGAAAUGAAGGAAAAGCGCUACAUUUAUUUACAGCUUACAAACAUAGACGAAGUCACCACAAAAGCCUACAUUGUCGAUAAAUAGUUAAAAAGUAACAAAGAGAGAAAUGAAUAUUCAUAUUUCAAGCCCAAAAAUUAUAUAUACAAUAUACAUUAUACACCCUAUAGUAAUACAAAUAUUUACCAUUUGCAAUUAGCAACGAACACAAUUCGCGACAAACAUUACCAAUUAACUAUAUUUUCACGCGCCAAGCAUAUACAACACAGAUAUAUAUAUAUAUACACACAUAUACAUACAUAUAUCUAAAUAUAUAAACCCAAAACUCGAAAUUCAUUUUAAAGAAACAAAAGAAAAUGUAGUUAAAGAUCGUUACGAAAAUGUUUGUUAUCGUGUAAGGCUUUGUGCUUCGUUUCAUAAAAAUCGCAACGCAACAUUUACAAACAAUUAAUAUUAUUAUUAUUUACAACUAAACACAUUUUCAUUUUGUUGCUCUGAGCCUCCUAUUGACAACUAGAAGUAUGCAUUAUGUACGUAAAUAAAAAUGAAAUUGUUUCAGUGUAUCUAGAGAGUAGUAACGUUAUUUAAAACUAAACGACAUUCUAAAGUAUGCGCGCCCGUAUGGAAAUCGCGCGCGAUUUGUGCGCGUUUUCAGAGUUGUGAGCGCGGUUUCGUUCUUCAUUAGUGAUAUUGUGCAUUAGUCGAUGCUUUUCAUUGUGUGUGUGCGUGUUAGUUGAAAGUUAAACAAAUUAGAAAGUUACAAACUAUCAUUAGCGUUAUCAUGUUCAUGUUUAAGGUAUGCUUAACAAGAAAAAAAAAACAAAAUCAAAACAAUUCUCAAAUGAGCAGACGCGAUUUUUUAAAAAGCGGUGUCCCUUCGUUUCGAUAAAACCAAGCAAUACCAUCAUGUUCCUAUGCCGUUUCUACAAAGGACCUUAAAACUCCAAUUUUUUAAUACUUUUCUUUCUUUUUCUUGAUUUUGUGUAUUUUCUUUAAAAAAAUAAAAAACAAUCUAUUUGGUCAAUUAAGAGAAGUAUGUUGAAAUUGUUUAAGUGAUCCCUCCUCACUCAGUUGUGCCCGAAACAUUCCAAGUUGUGUGUAGAAUUUGUAUGGUAAAUGAGAACAUCAGCAGCAUUUCAUUUCAGUGACUAGCGCAUAUAUUUGCAAAACAAAUUCGUAUAUUUAAAGAGCAUUUGAUAAUAUUCUAAGUAUGUUAAAAACGCAACAAAAGAAAAACGCAUGGCUACAAAACCAAAACAAGGUACGAGUAAAUAUUGAAAUAAAAAAUAUUUAUGCAAGCAAAUUUUUACGCUAGAAGCAAAACCAAUAAAUUGAAGCAUUUAUUAAGAAGUUUAUAAUAAAUCCUACAGAUAUAUAUAUGUAUAAAUAUACACAUACGAGUACAUUUAAAGAGCUAGCAACAAAUUAAUAUCGAAGCUUAAGUGAAGCGAGCAAAACAAAUCAAGCCUAAACCUGUCCAGCAUACUUUUUAUGGACCGUAGGACUCUCCCUGGAAAACUAUUUCAAAUCUGGAACCAUUGCCAUCCAGAGAUGCGUACAUUAUUUUCAAUUUUUUUCAAUUUUUUUUAUAUUUCUGUUCUAAACCAAAACUUAAAACUGUAUUCAAUUCAAAAUUUGGAAACCACUUUCUACACAUAAAUGUAGAAAAUCUGAAUUCAAUUUUUCACGAUAGAGCCAAUUUUUUCCUACCACGAAAGAGAUUUUGGUUUCUCAGCUUCUGAGAAUUGAGGCUUCAAAUAAAAAUAUUCACAAAAACUCCAGCAUUGCCAGGAGACGACUACGGUUAAGAUCAUCUAAUGCAGAUAUUCAUUUUGUAAAGUUGUGAUCAUCAUUUAGGCGUAACUUUAUAAGUCCUAAGACGUAUUUACAUAACUUACACCAAAUAUAUGCAAUUUUUGGAGCAGCUAAAAAAUUGCCAGCAUAAAUAAUUGAAUAAACUAAUCGAUCACACAAAAGCAAAACUCAAAUGCAAGUUAGCCUCUUAGAAACAUAUCAGUAAAGGAUACGAGCUCACAUACACACAGGCACUGCACACACACACACACUCAAACACACAUAGAAACAGAAAAUCACACACACACACACAUACAUAUGCAUUGUAAAUUCAAACUAUUGUAUUUUAUUAUGAGAUGCUAACAAUCUCAACGUCCGCUUUUGAAUUAAAAAUUACGAGUAAAUAAGCAACAACACGAGUAAAUAAUUCUAAUUAAGAGCAUAGGUAAACAUGUAUGUAUUUAAAAUUAAAGAGAAUUAAAUAAAAUACAAUUUAAAAUGCUUAAUGCGUCUGAAUUUUGUAAGCAAUUCAUUUUGAAGAUUCUACACAAUUUUUGUGCACUCGUCACACAUUCCAUUCCAUUAUGCAUAAAAGGCGGACUCUAAGUUGAUAUAACAAAUGAAACACAUGUAAACAUAUAUACUAUAUAUUUAUAUAUGUAUGUGUAUAUAAAAUAUUGAGAUUACAAGCGAAUAUGAAACUUUUGUAAAUAUGUUUUUCACAACCAAUUGCGCCGUUACUCAUGUUAGCCCUUUAGUUUGAUAACAAGAAAGCACUGCAAUUUUUAUACAAAAAUCGUUUUGAUUUUUAAAUUGUUACUAUUUUUCUAAAUUAUUUUUAACAGUACGCUACACACGCAUUACAAUUCAAGUGUA
This is a messenger RNA of Scaptodrosophila lebanonensis, 9359 nucleotides long. It is a transcript of the gene Shab, whose product is annotated as potassium voltage-gated channel protein Shab. Gene Ontology annotation, molecular function: delayed rectifier potassium channel activity; protein binding. The coding region runs from base 1159 to 6189 and encodes 1676 amino acids. Gene Ontology annotation, cellular component: voltage-gated potassium channel complex; membrane. The transcript is spliced from 14 exons. The record is from RefSeq and is a predicted model, not a curated record. Lineage: Eukaryota; Metazoa; Arthropoda; Insecta; Diptera; Drosophilidae. Gene Ontology annotation, biological process: potassium ion transmembrane transport; protein homooligomerization.